CACUAAUUAACUAAUUACUUUUAUCACUUAUUAGUUUCAUCACAUUUCGACACGAAAAACUAUUGCCAAAUUUUCUCUAAUUUGUAUUUGACCUGGAUCAAAUAUGUCACGUGGUUACAAUGCUUUCGUUCGAGGCAGUCGACGCUCGUUUUCUCUACCAACCAACAUGGUGACGACGACGACGACGACGACAACGAUGAUGAUGAUGAUGAUGAUGAUGAUUAUAUCAGUGAUGAUACUUCCAUGCUCGUCACUCAAUCGUGUUGAAAUGACAAGCCUAAAACCUUACCACGGAUUUGGGAGCGAUGGGCCAUCCAGAAUGAAAAUAGAAUGUAGCUUUGAAGCCAAAAACUUAGUUUUCUUCAGGCUCAAACGAAACGAUGAAGUCGUUGUCGAUAUUGGUUACAACAAAGUUUCGAAAGAUUUUGUACUCCUUUAUGCUAAGGAAAAUUUCGGCUGCACCUUACCGCAAGCUCAGACGACUAAGGGUGAAGUACAUUGUUGGAAAAAGGAUCUAGAUUGCAGCGAUGUCGCAUCUUAUUCAUGUGAGAUAUCGAAUGCAAACAAGUCCAAUUCAAGGAUUCUAAAAGUGAAAUCUUUUAUCGCAAGUCUUGCAGCUCUCGAUAAACCCUAUAAGAAGGCAAAGACGCCUACCUUCAGAUGUUUGGCAUAUGUUUCACCAGCUCCACGCGACGAAUUUGUCACCUUUAGAUGGAUUAUAAAAUAUAAGAAGCCAAACGUGGAACAAGAGACGACAGUCAAAAGGGUGCCUCUUCUGAAAACCGGCCAACGUUGCAUAGUAAUGAAGUCGCUAUACAAACACAUGUUAACUGACAAAGACAAAGAUGGAACGAUUAUCGCAUGUUCAGCAUUUGGCGAUUUACUUUCACAACAAGUGACUAAAGAACGUGCAAGAUCUGGCAGCCCAAUUUCUGCUCUACCAGAUACAGCAUGGUUUUCUGUCUCCAAAAUUUCUCUUCUCUUUUUGGCUCUUGCAAGUUACAGCUAGCAUCAUCCCGUUUUUGCUCCAAGAAUUAUAAGGAAGGUUUGUUUUCCAACUAACAAGGUUUUGGUCAGCCCAAGACUACAAUAACAGGAAUUUGCUCAAUAAGAUUGAUCAAAAUGGCGUUCGUUUUCCUCUAAUUUCUUCGUAUAUAUUUCUAUGGUUACAGACACAUUGGUUCUUUAGUGCUCGAACGAUUUUGA
This is a messenger RNA of Octopus sinensis (East Asian common octopus), 1206 nucleotides long. RefSeq lists its product as uncharacterized. The transcript has 4 exons. Bases 104 to 1009 code for a protein of 301 amino acids. Lineage: Eukaryota; Metazoa; Mollusca; Cephalopoda; Octopoda; Octopodidae. The record is from RefSeq and is a predicted model, not a curated record.